UGCUCACUUUUACAAAAUAUGAUGUCCAAAACGGUUCGUGGCAUUGCUUUAAAUAAGCGCUCAAUACUUCAGAUGCUCGAGGCUUCAGCAGAACUCGUAUCGCCGUUAAAUGUGCCCGCAUUUAUUCGAUAUGUUUCGACUUCAAUAUUGCGAAAUAAUCCAAUAGAAAACGUUAAAACUGAACAUUUUAAUAUGUUACCAAUACAAAAUGAGCGUAUGUUAAAAUACGAGGCGGGAUCUGAAGAGCGUAUUCAAGUGAAAGCAGAACUAUCGAAAAUUCUUAAUAAAAUAGAGCCUAUUCCUUUUGUAAUAGGCGGCAAGGAAAUUUUUAAGAAAUGCGAGCUAGUUCAGAUAGUACCUUACAAUAUAGAACAUUUCGUUGCACGUUACUCUCACGCCAAUAGAGACUUAAUAGAACAGGCUAUUAGUGAGGCUAUUGUUGCGCAACAAACAUGGGAUAAAACGUCGUUAAGGGAGCGCAUGGCUAUUUGGGAAAAAGCAGCUGAUCUAAUUGCUACGAAAUAUCGUUUAAAGAUUGUGGCAGCAACUAUGCUUGGCCAGGGAAAGACUCUCUGUCAGGCGGAAAUGGAUGUUGUUGAGCUGGUGGACUUCAUGCGUAUUAAUCCUAUUUUUUUACGUGAUCUAGCCAAUUAUGAGCCAGCGAACGAUCAACCCGAGACAUGUCGCAAUCAUAUGGUGUUACGCGGACUUUCUGGUUUUGUAGCCGCUAUCAGUCCAUUUAAUUAUACCAGCAUCGCUGGCAACUUGGCGUACACACCGGCCUUAAUGGGCAACGCUGUGGUCUGGAAGCCGUCGGACUCCGCAGUUUUGUCAAACUGGUAUGUGUUCCAGGCAAUGCGGGAGGCUGGUGUACCUGACGGCGUAGUUAACUUCGUCCCAGCUGAGCCCACAACUUUUGCCACGGCCGUAACUUCUAACCCUCAAUUGGCGGGCGUUCACUUCACCGGGACAUCUGCGGUUCUGAAAUUGCUGUGGAAAAUGGUUGGGCAGCGGAUUGACACCUAUAAGAACUAUCCACGUUUGGUUGGCGAUUGUGGUGGCAAAAACUUUCACUUUGUGCAUCCCUCGGCAAAUACAGAGGUUGUCGUAGCCUGUACUGUGCGAGCAGCGUUCGAAUAUGCCGGCCAGAAAUGUUCGUCUUGCUCUAUGCUGUACGUGCCCGAGUCUUUGUGGAAAAAGAUCAAGACACCUCUGCUGAAUAUUACAAAACGGCUGUUUAUCAGCGAUGCAACUUACUGUGACUGUUUUUACUCGGCGCUCAUUGAUAGGAAAGCAUAUAAUCGGCUUUUUACAUAUCUGAAGUACAUACAUAACAGCUCUGAAUGUAAAAUGUUAAUUGGCGGAACUUGCUCCAAGGGACGCGGCUACUAUGUUGAUCCCACCAUUGUACUGGUUGCAGAUCUCGAUAAUUUUCUGUGCAGAGAAGAACUGUUAGGCCCCAUACUUUGUGUCUAUAUCUAUCAAGAUGAAAACCUUUAUAGAAUCAUGCACAAAAUUACUGAAGUUAAUCACGGUCUAACGGCCUCUGUCUUCGCCACGGACAAUAACUUUAUCAAAAGGGCAUGCGAGAUAUUUAAGUGCAACGUGGGCAAUCUUAACAUAAACGAUAAGUGUACUGGCCUAAUGGUGGGUCAGCAACCAUUUGGGGCUGGACAAAUAACUGGAAGCAAUGAAAAAUUGGGUAGUCCACAAUAUUUGCUACGGUGGACGUCGCCACAGGUCAUAAAAGAGUCAUUAAUUCCACACAUCAACGUCUACUAUCCAUAUAUGGAGAUUAGCGAAAAUAUUUCAAAUUUAAGUAAAACAAAGCCAAAUUUUGAGGAAAGUGAAGAUUGCGAAUUAAAUAAUCAAUAAAUUUCGAGUUCAAUAUAAAA
This is a messenger RNA of Drosophila hydei, 1895 nucleotides long. RefSeq names its product delta-1-pyrroline-5-carboxylate dehydrogenase, mitochondrial (gene P5CDh2). Gene Ontology annotation, molecular function: L-glutamate gamma-semialdehyde dehydrogenase (NAD+) activity. Gene Ontology annotation, cellular component: mitochondrial matrix. The transcript has 3 exons. The coding region runs from base 19 to 1875 and encodes 618 amino acids. The record is from RefSeq and is a predicted model, not a curated record. Lineage: Eukaryota; Metazoa; Arthropoda; Insecta; Diptera; Drosophilidae.